GGAUCUUCAGGUCACUGUCUUUUCAUAUCUGCUUUCAUGCUCGCAUCCAAGGUUAUCUGUGACGACACUUACGCCAACAAAUCCUGGAGUAUUGUAGCCCAGGGCAUGCUCCAAUUGCGAGAAAUCAAUCAGGUGAGUUGUCGGCUUAAUUACCAUUUACCAUCCAGCAACUCAAAGCAUGCUGUCUACUGCUCAGGGAUUGUUAUUCAACAUUGA
Molecule: messenger RNA, 216 nt
Organism: Suillus fuscotomentosus
Lineage: Eukaryota; Fungi; Basidiomycota; Agaricomycetes; Boletales; Suillaceae
Exons: 1
Source: RefSeq, a predicted model, not a curated record